CAGUGACAGGAGUUCAGUGGACUCUCCGACACAGUGGUGUCUGUUGCUGGAUGGGCUUAUCAUGGUGAAGGAGUGUCAGACUGGGGGCCAAGAUGCUUCCAUUCCAACUCUUGGGCUGUAGGUGACAUCCUGGGUCCCCACUAGACAUUUGGCUGCCAUGAUGCUGGACUCACAGGCAUCCUCACUCUGACUAGUUCUGUGACCUUGGGCGAGCCCCUUCACCUUUUGGAGCCUCUAAAAAUGAUGUACGGUUACCUAUGUGUCAGGGCUCCGUGAGAUCCCUACAAAGGGCUGUGUUGCUGUAGUUGCCCAGCACCUGUGAUUCCUUGUCUGGAUGAUUCCCCUAACCCUUUGUGACAUGUGACUCCCCCAUAGGGGUUGAGCCAUCUGGGGGCUGGGAGGGGAGGGUUGGGAAGGCCACUUGCCCAGGGUGAGGUUGAAGGCCACAGGGCGUGGAGGCAGGGAUAUGCCCUCCCUCCCUCCUUCCCUUCCACUCCCCAUGAGCUUUGUCUUCUCUAAACACAAAACCUGGAAAUGGUUGAGGAAGAUGGACCCUCCUAACCAUUGUUUGGGGCGGGAGUGGGUGUCCUGGAAGCAUACUGGGUGGAUAGUGGGGGACUGGCAGCUGCAAUGUGCCUGUGGGGUGUCUGUCUGGGAAUGGGAGCGGGUGGGUAGGAGGCAGAGAAGGCGGCAUUCGUUCAUUUGGCAAGUCCUUUCUGAGCACCUACUGUGUGCCAGGUUCUGGCUGGGAACAGGGGCUCCAGUGGGCACUAGGGACAGGCCCUGCCUUCCAUGGUGUGGUCCCAGCCCAGGUGGGAGACAGCCCAUAACCUGGUCACUCAGCUGUUCGCUGGCGACAUUCACGUGUCUAGCAGUUAAGCUUGCCCUCGGCCAGCCUGCGUUGUCCCUGGCUGCGGGCCAGGCCCUGGACUGGGCGUCAUGUCCUCUUCUCUCAGCCAGUUCUGCCAGCAUCCCAGAGUGAUAAGAUUCAUGGUGGUGAUUGUCCAGCUGAGGAAGCCAGGGCCCACACAGUGACAGGCUCCACACAUCAGCUCAGGAUUUUGGAUCCCCCUCCUUGCGGUGGGCUCUAGAGGGGCAGCAUAUACAGGGGCUUCCUCCUGCCUCCCACUGCCGCCCUAACGUGAACACCUGUUCCGGAAACCAAGGCCAUUGUUCCCACCAUCCUUCCUCCCCUGGGGCUUUUCCUGUUUGUAUCCCUCCUACUGUAGCCCCCAACCCCACGGGUGCCAGGUGCUUCCCUUGGGAACUCCACCCCUUGGCAGGAAGAGGGAUUGAGCUAAGUUUUCCCCUUCCAGAGGGAAGAAGGAAUGGAGAUUCUGAGGCCAUUAGCCCUGGUUCCCUGUGCCCACUGCCCACCCCCCUACCUUGGGUAGGCAGCCUGGCAGGAGAAUGAACAAAGUCAAGAGUCGGACAUCACUGGAGUCCUCAGCUGGCCCAGUCCUGGAAGGGGCCCCUAUCUUGCUGCUUCAGGUCCUGGUCCCUCUGUGACCGCAGUUACACACUGUCCCCUGGCUGGAGCUGGGGUGCCAGACAGGUGGCCUUGGGAACUGUACCCCUUUCUCUAGGAAUCCUGUCCCGGUUUCUUUCUGGGACCCACAUCUGCCACCCGUGGGUGGGCCAGGUGGGGAGCUGGCAUAGGGAGCAAGCACCUGGUUUUAGAGCAUCAGGGGAGUUGGGCACCUACCUGCCCCUGAUGGAGCCUCCUGACCUCCAGAAGCAGCCGCUUGUGCCCUGGUGAAACUUCAUGGCCAGAGCCCCAGGCCCUGCUGGCAUUGCCAUGGGCAGCGUGGGCAGCCUGUUGGAACGUCAGGACUUCUCCCCUGAAGAGCUGCGGGCGGCACUUGCGGGGUCUCGGGGCUCCCGCCAGCCUGAUGGGCUCCUCCGGAAAGGCUUAGGCCAGCGGGAGCUCCUCAGCUACCUGCACCUCCCCAAGAAGGACGGCAAGACCACCAAGCGGGCCCCUCGUAACGAGCCUGCCGACUAUGCCACCCUCUACUACCGGGAACAUCCUCGGGCUGGUGAAUUCAGCAAGACCUCGCUGCCUGAGCGGGGUCGUUUUGACAAGUGCCGCAUUCGCCCAUCAGUGUUCAAGCCAGUGACAGGCACCGGGAAAGGCUUCCUGUCCAUGCAGAGCCUGGCGGCCCACAAGGGCCAGAAGCUGUGGCGCAGCAACGGCAGCCUGCACACGUUGGCCUGCCACCCACCCCUGAGCCCUGGGCCCCGGGCCAGCCAGGCCCAGGCCAGGGCCCAGCUGCUGCACGCCCUCAGCCUGGAUGAGGGCGGCCCCGAGCCUGAGCCCAGUCUGUCUGACUCCUCCAGUGGGGGCAGCUUUGGCCACAGUCCCAGCACUGGCCCUGGUCCCUUCAGCUCUUCCCUGGGCCACAUUAACCACCUUGGGGGCUCUCUGGACCGGGCCUCACGGGGUCCCAAGGAGGCUGGGCUGCUGCCUAUGAUGAGCUGCCUGCCCGAACCUCCGCCUCCCUAUGAGUUCUCUUGUCCCACCGCUGAGGACAUGGUGGCUGUGCUGCCUGACUCCUGUGAGGAGCUCAAGAGGGGCCUCAGUGAUGAGGAUGGCUCCAACCCCUUCACGCAGGUGCUAGAGGAGCGCCAGCGGCUUUGGCUAUCUGAGCUAAAGCGCCUAUACGUGGAGCGGCUGCAUGAGGUGGCCCAGAAGGCCGAGCGCAGUGAGCGCAACCUCCAGCUCCAGCUGUUCAUGGCCCAGCAGGAACAGCGGCGCCUGCGCAAGGAGCUGCGGGCGCAGCAGGGCCUGGCCCCAGAGCCCCGGCCUCCAGGCACCCUCCCAGAGGCCGAUCCCAGCACUCGACCAGAGGAGGAAGCCCGAUGGGAGGUGUGCCAAAAGACGGCGGAGAUUAGCCUCCUGAAGCAGCAGCUACGGGAGGCCCAGGCCGAGCUGGCGCAGAAGCUAGCAGAGAUCUUCAGCCUGAAGACGCAACUUCGGGGCAGCCGGGCCCAGGCCCAGGCCCAGGAUGCAGAGCUGGCCCAGCUGCGUGAGGCUGUGCGGAGCCUGCAGGAGCAGGCCCCACGAGAGGAAGCCCCCGGCAGCUGUGAGACUGAUGACUGCAAGAGCAGGGGGCUGCUGGGGGAGGCAGGAGGCAGUGAGGCUGGAGAUGGUGCCGAGCAGCUGAAGGCUGAGCUGCUGCAGGAGAGGCUCCGGGGCCAGGAGCAAGCGCUGCGCUUCGAGCAGGAGCGGCGGACAUGGCAGGAGGAGAAGGAGCGGGUGCUGCGCUACCAGCGGGAGAUCCAGGGGGGCUACAUGGACAUGUACCGACGUAACCAGGCGCUGGAACAGGAGCUUCGGGCACUGCGGGAGCCCCCUACACCCUGGAGCCCCCGACUUGAGUCCUCCAAGAUCUGAGGUCAGCGAAGCGAAAUGACAGCAGAAGCACUGUCAGAAGACGGCUUGGACAAGCCCGCCCUGAGAUGACCAAUUCCUUCCUUGCAUUGGUCUGGGGCAGAAUCUGCCGAGACCAGCCGGGGAUGGGGAGGCUCGCCGAGAGUGGUGGGAUCCAGUGGGGCUGUGGGCUGGAUGGGGUGCCCGCAGCAGAAAUCAGGGCCAGACUUGGCUGAGGAGCACCCAGGCAGGGUCCAGCCCUGCUCCCUAGAGUAGGUGUAGCCCAGAAAAGGAGGUUAAGGAAUGAAGUGCCCUGUGAUGCAGAAGGGCCAAGGUGAGGGAUGAAGUCUGGGGUGGGAACACUGGCCUCCCCAGAAUAAAACCAUGUUUUCUACUAGGAGGUGCCAGAUGAUCACGUUGAGCCUGUUGCUGGCCUGAGUCCGGAGGAUUGUGGAUGGUCAGGGUCAGGGGCUGUUCAUCUGGGCUGUAGCUUCCUCCGUGGUCAUGGGCAAUGGGGAGGGUGUGCCCUGCGCCUCAGCACAGCUGCUUGGCAUGCAUGUUGGGGAGCAGAGGAAUCCCUGCCCCAAUACCAUGCAGUUCCUUUGCUGCCAUGUGGGCUGAAAUUCCUUUCUUUAGCACCAGUGGAACUUUUCAGAAGGAACAAUGCCAGGGAACACAAGCAAACAAAAGGGCAAGUCAACCAAGGCAUUUCUAGAACAUGAAAGGUCCCCUUGGUGGGAAGUCUGGGCCCCAGGUGCCCAUUCCCCGGUAGAUGUGGGGCCAGCCUAAGAGAGCUUCCGCUGGAGAACCUUAUGGCUCCUGGUAGAGCUCUUCCCCUUCCAGAAGGUACCUCCCCCUUUCUGACUUGUGCACCCCUUCCUCCUUAGGGCUGAGGGCCUUGGGAAGGUGCAGGAGACAGACAGAGAAAGCUUGCCGGUCACUUGGUAAAGGGCCUGUACCACAGCAGAGAAUGUGGACAUUUCCCCAUAGGCAUGGGGGGCCAUGGGGUGUUCUUGAGCAGGAGAGAGAUAGGAUCUGAUUUGUAUUCUGGAAAGCUCCAUCCUGGGAGAAAGCACCCCAACCCCGCCCGUGGCCCUGCAGGGGCCUCCCCUCUUAGGCAAGGCUGGUCCUUGGCCCCCAAAAUCCACUCCCGCCCUUGCCCUCUCAGACAUCUGGCUUCCCUUCUGGGCCCUUUCUCAUUCCUGGGUGGGUGGCCUGGAGCACAGAACCAAUCUGGCUGUGCAAGCGGUAUCUUCCCAGCCCCUGCUCUGAAGCUCUGGAUCCUUACAGAUGCAUCACUGUCACUGCUACCACCCAUUGAGCACUUCCUGUCUACCAGAUGCUGGGUUAGGCUGUCAGGGCAUGGGGGCUCAGGGUUAAAUUAGACGUGCUUCCUGCCCCAAGGGAACCAGCAUACAGACAUCUCCCUCCCAAGCCCUGCCUGGUGGUGGGGGAGUAGCCACCUCUGAGAAGUUCUCAACAGAAACCCCCAAUUUGCUCCCUUUAGUGAUGCUGGCUCCCUCCCUGGCCAUGCCUGGCUGGGGCCUGAAGGGUCCUGGUGGUGGAGUGGAGUUUCCAUGCAAGGGUAGCUGUGAGGUAUGAGCCAGUGUGUCCUGCCUUUUUAGGGUGGAGAGUGGGGUGUGUGAAUUGUCUGCCAUGAGAUGGUAUGUUUAUGUCCCUGUGAAUGGCAGGUGUUUACAGUAGAGACGUGUUAUGGGUGGUGGGUGUGUCUAAGGGGGUGUGUUUGGGGCUUCUGUAUUGGAGGCCGGGAGGGCUGCUUCCUGGUCCCUCCCUCUGUCCCAUUCUUUCCCACCAGUCUUAGCCCCUUUUAGCAGGCCAGGGCAGACCCCUGGGCCAAGCUGAGACCCAUCUGAGUUCACCCCUGAGCCCGGGUCCUCUACCUGGGGAGGAAAAGCAGGGACACCUGGUUAGGCAGGCCGGGCCCUAGUAGGCCUUGAUACCCAUUUCACACGGCCCUCCAAGCUGAGGUUUCUGGGUCAGUGACUCCUCUAGAGGGCCCUCCAGAGCCCAAUGCUGGCCUGAAGCCUGGGUCACCCCCAGGGCCUGGAGCUGGUCAGGCUGGGUGCCCACAGUGCCAGGGUCCACCUUUUGGUGUCCUAGCUCUGCAGAACAGCUCCCCACCCAGCAAUUAGGGAGCUGGGCCGGCCAGUACAGCCAGCGGGGAGUGGGUGGGCGGUACCAAAACUUGGCAGCUGUGCCAGAAACCAAGCCAGGCCCAGAUAUAGGGGGAGGGCGCGAGAGAGCUGAAGCUGGGGCGUCUCAGAGGGAACCAGAUCCCUGUUAGCUCAUCCCUGCCGGGCAAACCAGUUCCCUGUCCCCAAGCCGGCUGGGUGGCUCUUGGGCCGGCCGAUCACAGGUGCCACUGUAGUGGCUACUGCUUGGGGCAGCCCUCAACUCCCCAGCUGUUCUUAGACCCUCUUCUCUAGUAGACUAGGCCCAGGAGUGAAUUCUCUCCAGGACUGAAACAAGCUCCCAGCACUGGCUUCCUGCCCUUGGGCCUUCUUGUCACUCAGAUAAUGUCAUGCCCUCCAGUGGCUCCCUGGACCCCUUAGCCUAUCACUUGAGGCAUCUCACAGUCUGGCCCCUGGGCUUGCUGAUCAAGGUGCCCCUCCUGAUGCCAGCCAGAUGUAGGGAGAGGGUGCGAGAGAGCUGAAACCUGGGCGUCUCAGAGGAAACCAGAUCCCUGUUAGCUCAUCCCUGCUGCCCUCUGGGUCCUCCAGGCAGACUCCCUUCCCAAUGCUUAGAUCUUGCCUCCUCAGGGAAGCCUUCCAGGCUAUCUCCUAUGUCCACAGCCCCCAUGUCUCUCCUCUAGCUCCUUCUGUGCUGCUGGCAUUGUCAGUUUGCCUCUGUCUCCACUGGGCUGUGGGCAUGGCUGGGGCAGGGCCGGGGCUUCUGUUUUCAUCCCCAGAGCCUGCUCUCAUUCUAGCCCAGAAGGCACUCACGGGCUUUGGGUUCAAAACAGACCAGACCCCUCCCCUGACUGGCAUGGGUUCAAGCUAGGGGUGGGGUGGGAAGGUGGCAAAGGCUCCAGUUCCCAGUGUUCAUUCACCUUUCUUGCCACUUGGUUCAAACUAGGUCUGUGCCAAGCACUAGGGCCCCUGAGCCAGUCACCAUUUACUGUGCAGUGAUGUGUAGAGUGCCUGCCUCCGGGAGGAAGCUAAGGUGCCAAGGCCUGUGCCCCUGUGGCCCUUCCUGGAGGGUGGGGGAGGGAAGCAACACACACACACACACACACACACACACACUCAGUAGGGAUUGGGCUGGAAGAGUGCAGACAUAGAGACAGAGGACAACAGAGAGACCUCUGCAGUGGUGUGCAAGACAGCUGAGUACAGAAAAGGCACAGGGAGUCUAGAGAAGGGAGAGUAAAUUUCUUUGAGAGAGGGGUGGGGGGGAGGUUGCUGCACUAAUAGGGAACAUUUUCCAAAGAAGGUGCAGGCCCCAUAGAGACGAUUCAGAUUGCAUAGCCCACGGCCCUGCUGGGUGGAGGCUUGGCCAUUGGUAUCGGAUUCAAGAACGAAAAAGGAUGUGCUGUUUCUUGCAAUAAAACCAAAAAAAGUGGA
Messenger RNA from Phacochoerus africanus (Common warthog), 6957 nucleotides. It is a transcript of the gene N4BP3, whose product is annotated as NEDD4 binding protein 3. The coding region runs from base 1766 to 3397 and encodes 543 amino acids. The transcript is spliced from 4 exons. Lineage: Eukaryota; Metazoa; Chordata; Mammalia; Artiodactyla; Suidae. The record is from RefSeq and is a predicted model, not a curated record. Gene Ontology annotation, cellular component: cytoplasmic vesicle.